CUGACAUUGGCAUUAACUUCCCCUUGUCCAGUUCGUGACCAUGAAAGAAAACUGUACGUCGAAAGCCCCCCUGAAUUAUCAUGUCUAAUUGGCAGCAACUGAAGUCAUAUGGCUGGCAUGCUAUGUUGUUGCCGCGCGCCGUGAGUGAGCUUAUUUCCCACAGCUGUGCGUUGGUCAUCCAACGAGAUCUAGUCUAUUCAAACUCGCUGCUGGCCAGCCUCAACUCGCGGGUAGCACUGCACUCGGCAUCUCAAAAGAUCCAAAAUGCCGAGUUUGGGAGCAUGCCCACCUCCACGUUUCAGGCGGUUCAUUUCAAAAGUGUCCCGGCUGUCGGCAGUGCCGUCACUACUGCUUCGGGAAUUGGUGAUCUUGACGAGCGACAGAGGACUUGAAUACC
This is a messenger RNA of Mycena citricolor, 397 nucleotides long. Lineage: Eukaryota; Fungi; Basidiomycota; Agaricomycetes; Agaricales; Mycenaceae. The record is from the annotation of a GenBank genome assembly.